UUCAAAUUGAAAGAGAAAGCUAGAAAACAAAUUUGUUAGGAUUGUAUUUUUCGUUAGAAAUGCCUGAUAUAAGAAAUUUAUUCGAUUGAAAGAAAAAAAACGAAAGUUUCACUGAAACCGUCAUGUCAAAGUCGAAGAAUUACCUGAUUCUGAAGCUUCUAAAGAGGAGAAAAUUGCUGAAACAAGUACGUCAAAUUUGACUACUGCUUCAGAUGAAGUGACAUCAUCGAGCGCUUCAGAAUUUAGGUCAUUGCCUGCCUCAAAAAGGAUACUUGACUGUGAUUUAUCAAGUGUGGAUGAAAAAAACUGUACUGAUGGGUUUAGAAUUAUAGAUAUAAAGAUUUUGAUGUCCAUUUACAACACCUUAUAUGCCCUAAAUGUAAGUCGGGUCACAUUGUUAUGAAGGAAGACAUAACUGCAAAGAUGGGACUUGUGGCACAACUUUCGCUGGAAUGUUCUGCCAAAAUGUGUUCAUAUUCUAUGAAUUUUUAUACAUCAAGUCGGGUGAAUAAUAAGUCUAAAGCUUUUGAAGGAAAUAGAAGGGCUGGGAGAGUGAGAAACAUUGGAGUUGGUCACCAAGGGCUUGUGAAGUUUUGUGGUGUAGUGAACAUGUUGGCACCUAUGAAUGCAAAUUUAUACACCAACCAUGUGACAGCUAUUCAUGGAGCUGCUGAAGUUGUUGCCAAGGCAAGCAUGAAAAGUGCAGCUGAGGAGACAAAGCAGUUUUAUGAACCAGAAGAUGGUGUGUAUGAUAUUGGUUAUUGGUAUUACUGCGGACGGGAUCUGGAGACGAAGGGGAUAUCCAUCUUCCUGCGGGGUCGUUACUGGCAUGUCGUUGAUUACCGGAAAAGUGCUAGACGUUGAAGUCAUGUCAAAUGAAUGCUGGGAGUGUAUUACCUGGAGCAGCAAGAAAGGUUCAGAGGAAUUUGAACAUUGGUGGGAAGGUCAUCAACAUUGCUCAAACCGGGGUGUCAGACAAAGAAGUGUCGCAUGAAAAUAGACUAUGACCAUAUCUCCCAUUCCACACGAAAGAGCUCCGACAAACAUAAAAAUAAGAGAAUCGAAAAAAGAUAAGAAAGAGAAAAAAAGGCUAUAUCGACAACCUGUCAGAAGAGGAAGUUACCCAAUAUGAAGCUGGGGCAUUUUGAGCCCUAAACCUGAACUGAUUAGUUAUACCAAACUUUGCGACUGAUUUUCUCAAUUUGUCAUUUUCGAG
Messenger RNA from Paramuricea clavata, 1216 nucleotides. NCBI's taxonomy places the organism in Eukaryota, Metazoa, Cnidaria, Anthozoa, Malacalcyonacea, Plexauridae. The record is from the annotation of a GenBank genome assembly.